Heterotrigona itama is the source of this 1523-nucleotide messenger RNA. The record is from the annotation of a GenBank genome assembly. NCBI's taxonomy places the organism in Eukaryota, Metazoa, Arthropoda, Insecta, Hymenoptera, Apidae.
AUCAAAUUUUGUAAAUGUAAAUUUUAUACAAGUUAUAUAUAUCAUAUUAUUAUUGUAUCUGUCAUGGAAGUGUGAAAUUAUGAAAAGUUUACAAUUCGCUAAUAUCAUUGGUUAAUAAAUUUAACAAAUGAUUAGUUAAUAAAUAUCCAGAUACUAGAUACUAACUAAACUGUAGUAUAGGUUGUAUCUCUUGGUUUUAUCUUGUCCGUGCAUCAAGUAUUCCUGGCUGGAACGAAUGCGCAUGCCUGAAAAUAUGGAGCUUAGCUUCCGGCGAGAAUAGCAAGCGGCAAGCAUAGAAGCUCGGGAGAGUGUUGUUUGGUUGUUGUAAAAUGACAGCCAUUACAAUCUCGCCGGCUACACAAGGAAUUAUUCAAGUUGUAAAUGAAAGUAACUUGUGUAAAAUCGAGGGCUUCCUCAAUGACACAGCAUACAGGGAAGCCAUUGAAAACUCGUCGAAUUAUAACAGCCGACUAUGUAGGGAACGACGUUUACGUAUGCCUUUCCUCGAUUCUCAAACAGGUGUAGCACAGAAUCACUCCGCGUUAUUUAUGUCUUCGAGAGAAAGGCUACCAGGCUUGUUACAUGGACAAAUAUACACAUAUCCCAGUAAAAGAUGGAGGAAAAAACGGCGACAAUAUUUGAUGCAUUAUUUGCAUCCAAAAAGAGGACCAAGAGGUGACACUGAAGACGGUAAUGAAGGUAUAGAGACUGUAACACAUGUAAAUGAUGAUAGCAAAGAUUCAGUGGCCCUUAAAGAUGAACAUAGUAAAGAUGCAUGGUACUAUGAUGAGCAAGACAUGUUAGAUAUGGACACAUAUGAGGAACCAGAUGCUGAAAGUGAUUACGAUUAUGAGGAGAGUUAUAGCAGUAAAAGGAAACGAAGAAAACCACGUGGAGGUGGUCACCACCCUGCACGAAAUCAUCCGUCUUCUUCAGACAGUCCUGGGGGCAAACGUACUAAGCAGCAGCAACAACAACAGCCGUCUCAGCAGCAACAAUUGCCGACGGUGGCAACAACAACGGUAGCGCCAGCCUCGCCUACAAUACCAACUGCGAAGGAGGAGCAUCUGCCGGCAGUGCCGUCGCCAGGCACGGCCGUGCCAUCGCCUUCCUCGGUGAGAGCCGAGGGCCCGCCAACACCAGGGACGAACGAUAAAAAAACUGGCAAGUCCGCGCAACCAUCCCCGUACUGCGACUUCUGUCUGGGCGAUGCUAGGGAAAAUAAAAAGACCGGCGGUUCCGAGGAGUUGGUCUCUUGCAGUGAUUGCGGCCGCUCAGGGCAUCCGACUUGUUUGCAAUUCACAGCGAACAUGAUCGUUUCUGUUCGCAAGUACAGGUGGCAGUGUAUCGAAUGCAAAUGCUGUUCCAUCUGUGGCACUUCUGACAACGAUGAUCAGCUGCUGUUCUGUGACGACUGUGAUCGUGGAUACCACAUGUAUUGUCUAUCUCCACCUCUUGCGUCUCCUCCCGAGGGCUCCUGGUCAUGCCGUCUGUGCAUAGCAGAGUUUCAUCGCCGUGAUUAA